GAGGAAACUUUGCGCGCCCGGGAGGUUGUGGCGGCGCAGGGACGCAGUGGGCUGCGGCCGCGAGAUCGGCGGCUCAGCCAGGCAGGGAAAGAGAGCCCCGCAGCCCGGCCGCGGGACGCGCUCCCAGCCCCCCGCCCUGCGCACCCCACCCCCUUUCCUCGGCCGCGCACGCAGCGCAGCGGCCCCUGUCAGAAACGGCGGGAUCCGCCCGGCGAAGCAGGGCCGACUUGCACCCAGGACCCUGGGCCUCCGCCUUCUCCGCUAAGCCUCGGAGAAGCAUCCGGCCCUCCCCUCCCCCUGAAGAGCGACGCGGGCGGGCAGGACGUCCCGGGAAGGCCGGCCGCUCGUGGCCACGUCCUGGCCCGGCCCGGGCGCGCCGAGGAGCAGAGCCAGGGGCCGGCGUUCGCUCCGGCUCCCUCUCCGGCGCGCCGGAGCCGGGGGGUGGCUGCUCGGGCUGCAUCGGCGGGGGCAACGCCUUCUCAGACCGGAGCUUCCCGCGGCGCUCCGCAACUCCACUCCGCUCUGGCAGCGGCGAGCUCGCCCGCCCAUCAGGUUCUCCCGGCGCGGCCCGAACAUGCUGGACGGCCUGAAGAUGGAGGAGAACUUCCAGAGCGCCAUUGAGACCUCGGCCUCUUUCUCCUCACUGCUGGGCAGAGCGGUAAGCCCCAAGUCUGUCUGCGAGGGCUGUCAGCGGGUCAUCUCGGACAGGUUUCUCCUGCGGCUUAACGACAGCUUCUGGCAUGAGCAGUGCGUGCAGUGCGCCUCCUGCAAAGAGCCCCUGGAGACCACCUGCUUCUACCGGGACAAGAAGCUCUACUGCAAGUAUGACUACGAGAAGCUGUUUGCUGUCAAAUGCGGGGGCUGCUUUGAGGCCAUUGCACCCAACGAGUUUGUUAUGCGGGCCCAGAAGAGCGUGUACCACCUGAGCUGCUUCUGCUGCUGUGUCUGUGAGCGACAGCUUCAGAAGGGUGACGAGUUUGUCCUGAAGGAGGGCCAGCUACUCUGCAAAGGGGACUACGAGAAGGAGCGGGAGCUGCUCAGCCUGGUGAGCCCGGCAGCCUCAGACUCAGGCAAAAGUGAUGAUGAAGAAAGUCUUUGCAAAUCAGCCCACGGGACAGGGAAAGGAGCCGCUGAGGAUGGCAAGGACCACAAGCGUCCCAAACGGCCCAGAACCAUCCUGACAACACAGCAGAGGAGAGCGUUCAAGGCCUCCUUUGAAGUCUCCUCCAAGCCCUGCAGGAAGGUGAGAGAAACUCUGGCUGCAGAGACAGGGCUGAGUGUCCGUGUCGUCCAGGUGUGGUUCCAGAACCAGAGAGCUAAGAUGAAGAAGCUGGCCCGGCGGCAGCAGCAACAACAACAGGAUCAGCAGAACACGCAGCGGCUGAGUUCUGCUCAGACAAAUGGCAGCGGGAGUGCUGGGAUGGAAGGGAUCAUGAACCCCUACACGGCCCUGCCCACCCCACAGCAGCUGCUGGCCAUUGAGCAGAGUGUCUACAGCUCCGAUCCCUUCCGACAGGGUCUCACUCCACCCCAGAUGCCUGGAGACCACAUGCACCCCUAUGGUGCUGAACCCCUUUUCCAUGACCUGGAUAGUGACGACACCUCCCUCAGUAACCUGGGUGACUGUUUUCUAGCAACCUCGGAAGCCGGGCCCCUGCAGUCCAGAGUGGGAAACCCCAUUGACCACCUGUAUUCCAUGCAGAAUUCUUACUUCACCUCUUGAGUCUUUUCCUAGAGUUCCAUGGCUAGGCUCCCACGUGGAACAACAACCACAGUUUGGAAGGGGUUGCUGGCUUGUGGACAGGAGGCUAGGAAAGAGGUGGGCUGGGGAGGGAGUUUUGUUGGAGAUGCUGUUGUAUAAUGAUAUGGGGUAGCUCAGCAUUUCCAAAGACUGAAUACAUUAUGGAUUGCAUAGUUUAAUGUUUCUAUUAAGAGUCUUAGCAUUAGAAAUGAAGAUGUGUUUAUCAUUAAGGACAGGGACUUUUAAUAUAGAUCUUCUCAUGCAAACUAGAUACCUAGGGACUCCUAACAACUUCCCGCCAUUUUGGGGAAGCUCUUGUCAAGAGGUGCAUAUGUCUAUCCACCUACACGCCAUAGGCAGACAGAUAGAUAGAUGUGUGAGUGUGUGACCUUUCAUACUUUAUCAUCAAAGUUUAUUCCUAAUUAUAACAGACACCAACUGUACAGCAAAAGUAACUUUAUUUUCAGUGUGAACUAUAUUUAAGGAAAUGCUUGAUGCACUUAAGUUAUAAAAUGAGAUAAUUUACUUUUAUAAACUUUAUUUUUAGUUUGAAGAGACUUGUCGGCAGGGCAGAGGGGGCCGCUCCACCCAGCCCCGUAGCUUUGAGUGCUUGAGUUUAUUCUGUCUUUAGAGUGUCAUUGAGGUCUGGAAGGCAACUCUAGGUGGCUGAUAGUGUUCUCUUGUGGAUUUUUGCUCACUUGGGGGUUGAAUUACUGGGCUGGGGUGGGAUGGAGCAACCCCCUAUCAUGUUCUUGGAAAAUGGGAAGCCCAGACUCUUGGGCUUGCUUGUCAGUUCUGACACAUGGUUGUCAGGCAAUGUUGGGAAGGUUGGUUCUGCCCUUGAGUUUCAGCAUCUGCAAGUGAGGAUGAGGCUAACAGUACACACCUACCUCACGGGGGACCCCAGAGUUAGUUCACCCCCAGGACACAUGGGCAGAGCUGAGACUGAUACUUGAUGUUGGCUUCAAAUGCACCCACACCAUUCAGCAGGCAGAGCAGGAAGGCAGCACUGCCUUCCAGUUCCCUCUGUACUGCCUGGGCUGGCAGGAACAGCAGCUGGGGCAACUUGGGGGAUGCCUCAUCCUUCAAAAGGAGAAGGGGCUAGGCUGAGGGCAUGGAGAGGGCGUGGUAGUGAUAAAUUAUGGCCUCAGGGCCUGAUUUUUAUUUUUAAGGGAUUAUUAUUAAAAAAAUAAGGAAAAUGUGAUGAUUGUAUGUGGCCCAGAUAGCCUGAGAGAUUUGCCAUCUCAGUAGAAACAUAUGGUUGAGGACCCAUAUUGUAGAGAGUCCUGUUUUUCAACAACCUCAUAGAGCUCAUGGAGACAGGGAAGCCCACAGAGAAACCCAGAACUCUUCCUCUGGGCUCACUUGUCUGACCUGGAGCACAGAUUACCCAGCAGCCAUUGUACAGGCAGCCAGUUCUAUACGCUGAUCUCCCAUUGUGGUGCUAGGAGGGGACCUUCUGUGUUGGGAGUCCUCUUGGGAAGCCAGAGUGUGUAGGUGGAGAAACAGAGGGUCAGCUUGGACUUGUCUCAGAGGGGCUGUGACAGGCUUGGUCUCACCCCUGGGGACGUCAUCAGAGUCUUGAACUCAGCGACACAUCCCCUCUACUCUCUGCAAGGCUAGAGGGAUCAUGUCCCUUAUGGUAGAGUCUGUGUUGUGUGAUUUUUGUGCUCUUGUUUAUAAUUUAUGCAAACCACCAAGAAACGCAAAUCAGUGUGAUGUGUGGAAAUUAUGCAGCUGCUGUGUGGCUCCGCAGGUUACUGUGGUAAAGAUCAGUUGGAGAAUGUAGCAGAUCCUAUGUGAGUGAAAAUGAAUAGAGAUCCUUAUUCCACUCCUUAAUGGCAAACCGAAAUGAAAUUAAAAACCUCUUACAAAUGAACUGUUGUUUAUUCAGGGCUGGGAUGAUGGGCAGACAACCAGGGGCACAUGAUGGGUUUUGUCUUCAAGCUUUCAAUGAAUGGAGAGAAUGGUGGCAGCAAGGCAUACAGAGAAAGGGGUCCUCCACCUUCAGCCAGAUGAAUGGAGAUCCCAGUCUUCACCACACCCCCACAGAAGCGGGCACUGAGAUCAUUUCAUCAUCACCAUGGAGGGCAUUUGUGGCAGGGUGUUUUGUACCAUGCAUUGCAUGAACAUGUGCUUGGAAGUCAGAGCAGAGUCAUGGGGCAGAAGAAAAAGUCCCCAUUCAGGGCUAAAGGCAGGUGCCCAGCCAGGUUAGGAGAGCAGAGCUGCAGAUGGUGGCUCCAUGAUAGAUUCUUCCAAAAUUCUCAAUGAUUUAAAAUUUUUAUAUUGUUUGAGAGAUUGAGUGAAACAGAUACAUAGAAACACACACACACACACACACACACACAGAACACUCUCAUACACUGUCUACUGGUUUCCAAGGGCUUAGAAUGGGCAAGGCUGAACCAAGUCAAAGGCAAGAACCAAGCACAUAAUCCUGGUCUCCCACGUGGGUGACAGGAACCCAAUUACUUGAGCCAUCUCCAUUGCCUCCCAGAGUCUGCAGUAACAAGAAGUUGGGAUCUGAAGCUGAGAGUGGAUAUCCAACCCAGCUUUAGGAUGUGGGACACUGAUGUCCCAAUUGGCAGCUUAACUGCUGGGCCAAAUACACUUCCCUUAACAAUUUUAAAUGUGAUGUUGUUUGAGCAUCCCUAAUCUUGAAAACCCAAAAUAUAAUCUGAAACUCUGAAUGCUGACAUGAUGCAAGAAGUGGAAAAUUUCACACCUGACCUCAUGUGGCAGAUUGCAGUCAAAUCAUAGGUGCAGUAAAAACAUGACUAUUGUAUACAGUUGCCUUCAGGCUGUCAUAUAUAGUGAUUAUGAAACAAAUAAGUUUUGCUUCGACUUGGGUCUCAUCUCCAAAGUAUUGUGUUUAUGUAAAUAUUCAAAAAAAUCUGGCAUCAGAAGCAUUUCUUGUCCUAAGCAUUUUCCAUAAGGGCUAUUCAGCCUGUUUAUGGAUGGGCAAUUUUAUGGCUGUAGAGAAAAGAAGUGAGGGAACAGUAUUAAUGUAAGAGCAGGAGACAUACUAAAAUGGUGGAAUCAUUCUAUGUAUGUUUUCUCAUCUGCAGUUGUUCAAGUCCUGUUGUCCCUGACAUGAGGAGCCUGUCUGUUUCUCAGCCUGUCCGCUACUGGACAGGCCUGAGUUCCCUGCUCCAGUCUCUGCACCUGCCUUUGUCCCUCCUGGUUACCAACAACCAGCUACUUGUCCUUCAGUGUCCUUGGCCUUCUCAAGGAGCCUGAAUGGCUGGUUUGUGCCUGUGUAGAGAAUUGGGCUCAUGCUACUCAGUGCAACAAAUAAAUCUCCAAAUGCUGUAGUAGUUCAAUCAUGAUAGAAGCAUACAGUUUUACUCAGGCAGAAGACCCAGGAGGGAGCUGGGCAAGAAAGCUGCCUCUCCUCCGUGCAGAAUGAAGGUUUUGUCCAUGGCUUCCAAACCUGUUGGGGAUUGGUUGUUGUCAGUUUUCAUUUCUCUUCUCCCCUUGCAACUGAAGUGGUUGUGUCCUGAUCCAAAUCCCAGCUCCUCCACUUACUGGCUGUGUGGUUGUGGGCAAGAUACUUCUCUCUGCUAUGCUGGUUGCUUGUGGUAAAGAGAUCAUACUUUUUUGCUGCCUCAAAGGGGUUGUGAAGACAGGGGAGAAAAGUCAUGCACAGCACUUAGCCCUGCACUUGGCACAUGGUAAGUAGUAGAUGCAUUUGCUGCUAACCAUGAGCCAGACCCACCUUGGGGUUUGGCCAUUGAUUAAAGGCUUUUGGGGUCUCAGACCACAUUUGAGGAAAACAAAGAAUACACCUUGGUUCACUGAGUCCCCUCAUCUCUUCUCACCAUAACUUUCUUAAAUCUUAGUGAGUGUCUUACACAGCUUGAGCCAGAAUUGUGGGGGAGUGGCUUGCUUUUUGUUGGGUCUCAAGGCAUGUGGGUAAAAUCCAAUUGUGAAGACACGUUAAGCACUCUGAUCCCUUGGGAGAAGUGGUCAGGUCACAAGAGAUUUCUUGAGCCAUCGGUGCAACCUUUGCACAACCUGCAUCAGAGAGGAAGAUAUUAGGGCUGGGAGCAGAGCGGAGAGCUUGGAUCCAGAGACGGAAUUUCUACUGCUUGGGAGAAAUUUGUGUUGCCCUAACAGGAAUCAAAAUUCAGAAGAAAAUACAGUUAAUUCAUCAGACCAAACCCAAAGACAAAAUAAAAUUUUAACCAAAUUGCAAGUGAAAUCAAAAUCAGUUUCUGUCUUUUUUUUUUUUUUCUCUCUAACUCAAUUCAACCUGGGAUGAAAUGCAAUAUCAUUUAACAACAAUGAAACUUACCAUCAGGGUCACAGCAGAGUCAGAACCAAAUUAAUGUAAAUUCCUUGUCUGUGAUGUUGUAACAUUAUGUUCAGUGACUAGAAGGGGAGAGCCAUUGUUAGGGCUCAACAGAAGGACCUGAACUCUCUAACAGUGAAAUAUAGUCCUUCUGUGAGUGAAUGGCUUGGAGAAUUGAAGAUGACCUGAUAUAUGUUGUAUGUGGAGUUCCCUAGAUGUGUAUCUUUAAGCAAAGCUCUGAGCCUUCAUUUCUUCAUCUAUAAAAUGAGGCCAAUAACAUUUGCCUAACUUAUGGUUUGAUUGUUGUGAACAUCAAAGAAAUAAUUACAAAAGAGCAUUGCAGACUGUGAAGUUUUAUACAAAUUGGAGAGAGUCUUAGCAUUUUGUCUCAAGAGGCACCUGUGGAUGGGGCCACUUGGGGGGCAUGAUAUGCAUGCAAACAGUGGUCUGGCUUGCAGGCUGACCCUGCGAGGAGGUGCUAUCCCUGAUCAGAGUGCGAGUAAUGUCUUUCCUCUUCCCAACCACUGGAAAUCACAGUUGCCACUGCCUGAUGAACCUUCUACCCCCUCCCCUGACCUGGGGGGGAAUUCUAGAAAAGGAGCCAUAUGUGGCUCAGCCCCCAGUGGGUGGUGCAUUAGCUAACUUAUCACUAUUUUUUACCUCCUUUGUCACUCCCUGUGCUUAGGAAUGGAAGGUGUUGUUUGUCCCUAUUUUGUAGAGGAAACAACUAGGCUAGUUAGUUAUGCAGCUGACCAAUUUCCUUGGCCCUUUUAGCAUAUUAUCGAUUCAUUUAUUCACUCAUUUGCUCCAUCUAGUAAGUAUUAAACAUCUGGAAUAUGGCAGGCUCUGGGAUAUGUACUAGAAAUAAGACAUGUGCAAAAAGAAGCAUUGGCCAUGUCUCAUGGAGAUUAUAGCUUAUGGGGAAAAAAUAGCCGUUGACCAAAAAUUCCAGUAAAUUUUACAUGUGCUAUGUUGUGAGUCACAAAGAAGGCUUAGAGCUGUAAGAAUAGAAUGCAGGGAGGCAAGUGGGAAAGGAUUUCUCAGAGCCAGUGCCAAUAGAGCUGAGAUUUUAGUCACCUCUCCCGCUGUCAAGUAGUGAUUCUGCUUCUCCUUCUUAAGGUCUUGUUCUAAUUACCCUGGGUAGAAGGAACCUGUUUAAUGGGUGCUGUCCAAGGUGUUCACUGAUAAGGUCUAGAGAAGCAGUGUAGAGUAUCUUAGAGUGCAGAAUGUCUUCAGAAUCAAGGAAUGGGCCACUGUCACUCACUCAUCACCUGUUUAUUAAGCCUGCAGUAGAGGACAUUUGCAUCCACUCACCCUCCUUCUGAUAGCAUCACUCUGAUUUCCUUGGGGAACUUGACCUUCCUCAUCGUGGGCAGUCUUUGUAGGACUGUCAGUCAAGGUGACCUGGGCUUCUAUACCCCAGGAGCAGAGAAAGCUCCCCUUCCACAUCCUCCUGGUACUUGAAUCUGACAGAGUGGUCUCGAAGUUGGAGAGAGGUUUGGAGCUAGUUCACCUCUGGCGAUGUGCCUGAUGAGAGGGGCGGAUGGUUCCUGCCACCUGGCCCCUGGAGCUGCCCUGCAGCCAUCUGUGUCCAAGACUGGGCUCUGAAUACCCUUUGAUUCCAUGAGCUGUCUGCUCUGCUAGUCUGAUAGGGACACAUUGCUGCUCCAGUUAGUCAGACCUGGUGGCCUCUGUUACUUGCAGAAGAAAAUACUCAUGGAAGCUAUAUUCCUUCAUGUUUUUGCAGUGUUUGAUACCGUACAAAGGUGUGUGUGUGUGUGUGUGUGUGUGUGUGGUUCCUUAUUACAGCCCUCUGGGUUAGUUAGGCAGGUACUUCUUCAUUUUGUAGGGGAGAAACCUGACGCUCAGAGAAGUGUUUUGCCCAAGACCACAGAGAUAAUUAGGGUCCGAGCUUAGUUUCUGACUCAUUUCUCCUGGUUCCUGGUCCUCUGCUUGUCUCCCAAGCUCUGACUUCCAAGUGACAAGGUGUGUAGGAGCAUCUGUCAGGCCAGGCACUGUGAGGGGCACAGGGAAGUCAGACUAUCUUUCCUGCCUACAAGGAGCUUACAGUCUAGGUAAAGGGGAAAGACAGUCACAUGGAUUUAACACAUUUGUUUACCUAUGCACGUGUGAGAUUGCUGGUGUAGAUAACAUGUUCUAUGGGAGUUCCGCAAAGAGAGAUGUUCCUGGAACAAAGAAAAGGAAAAAGAGUGUUCUCCAAGAACGCGGAGCUUACACUGAACCAUCAAAGAAUUCAGAUAGGGUGAGAGGAAAAAGGCUGCUGUUCUAAUCAAAAGGAUCAGAGCAGGUAAAAAUGCGGAGGGAAGAGGUCAGCCAUGGUCACAUGUGAAGGCACAGAGACCUUCUGGUGGAAUAAGAGGCGCUGGCCGAGGCUGAUGGUGAAGGUGUUGGUGACGGGGCUAUUGCCAGGAUUUCUCCAGUACAGAUUAAAGGUGCUCUAUUUCUUAUGUGACUGAGGCUGGUAGUCAUUCCUAUGACCUCUUUAAAAUGAUACCUGACAUUUUCCACUGGCAGAAAGUGACUUGGACUAAAGCCUACAUCUCUCAGAGUGCAAAGUGUGUCCUGGCCAGUGAAAUAACAGAAGUGUCACAUGGUACCUUCCUCAGAAAUACAACUGCCACAAGCCCUUUUCCUCUUCUAUUUUGCUACUUUCUGGUCGGCUAGGCUGCAAAUGUGAUGGCUGGAGCCGCAGCAACUGCAGUAGGCCAUGGGAUGAACCUGUGAAUGGAGACCACACAUGGUGAAACAACAAAGCAGAAGACACCUAGAUUCCAUCGGACUCCAGGGAACCAAGCUGCCAUCCAACUCUGAACUAUGUCUUGACUUAAAAUUUGAUAAAUAAACUCCUCUUUUUUAAA
Molecule: messenger RNA, 8914 nt
Organism: Oryctolagus cuniculus (rabbit)
Lineage: Eukaryota; Metazoa; Chordata; Mammalia; Lagomorpha; Leporidae
Gene: LMX1A
Product: LIM homeobox transcription factor 1 alpha
Biological process (GO): regulation of transcription by RNA polymerase II; neuron differentiation
Cellular component (GO): nucleus
Molecular function (GO): RNA polymerase II transcription regulatory region sequence-specific DNA binding; DNA-binding transcription factor activity, RNA polymerase II-specific
Source: RefSeq, a predicted model, not a curated record